AUGGAUGUUUUCACGGAUGUCCAAAAGAAGUGGGAGAAGGCUUCCGAGAGUGGGAAACAAGUGACCGAAGCAAGUUUAAAAGAAAUCAUUUACCCGCAUACUAUUACAAAAUCUGAGCCAACAGUGAAUGAGACACCCAAAGGUCGGCCAACAACCAAAAAGAAAGAGGCAACUAGGCUUCCUUCGUUACAUGAAAGGAUUGCGAUGUUAUAUCCUCCUGUAAAGGUGGCGCCAAAGGUACGGGAAAAAGAAGUUCACCAACAUCAUUACUUUCUGAACCAUCAUUACUUAAAGGACAUGCCAGAUCAUUUUCUUCCUUUUAUUUUAUCGACGGAGGAUGUUGCAAAAGAUGGAAAUUGUGGAUUCCAUGUCGUGGUUGAGGCGUUGGGUUUAAAGGGUAGCCUUGAGGUAGGAGAACUUGAUCCCAUCAGUUAUGUAAGAGACAAGAUGGUUACCAAUCUCUUGAAAAAUCAAAAUAUGUAUAAGAAAAUGAUGACGGAUGAAGAAUUUGUGGAAUUGGUUAACUGUAUACGACCUAUUUCCAAAGAUGAAUAUUUAGUGCUUCCUGGCGGUAAACAUAUUGUCCCCUCUGAUCGAUGGAUACUUAUGCCAAAAUGUGGAUUUGUGAUAGCGGAGACAUUUUCUUGUGCAGUGUACUACAUCAAUCGUGACAUGAGUUACACAUUUGUACCAACUCUCGUUAAAAUGCGCAAGGGUAUCAAGAAUCGAAAGGUUGUCAUGGGAUUCGUUGAAGGAAACCAUUUUAUCGGUCUUCGUUUGAAGGAGAACUGUCCGCUGCCUCCCAAAACUGAUAACCUAUGGUUUUUGAAACAUGUUAAGAGUGAUAUUCCACCGAGUGGUACGGUCAAGUUGAGGAUAGAAUGA
This is a messenger RNA of Papaver somniferum (opium poppy), 885 nucleotides long. RefSeq lists its product as uncharacterized. The record is from RefSeq and is a predicted model, not a curated record. Bases 1 to 885 code for a protein of 294 amino acids. Lineage: Eukaryota; Viridiplantae; Streptophyta; Magnoliopsida; Ranunculales; Papaveraceae. The transcript has a single exon.